This is a messenger RNA of Macrosiphum euphorbiae (potato aphid), 642 nucleotides long. Lineage: Eukaryota; Metazoa; Arthropoda; Insecta; Hemiptera; Aphididae. The record is from the annotation of a GenBank genome assembly.
AUGUUAAUUAGUCGAACAUAUUUGGGAGUUGCUGUAUUAGAUGAUUGUACAUUAUAUGCUGUUGGCGGAUCCGAUGGUGAUUUUAAUCCAUUAAAUAGUGUAGAGAUUUUUAAUGUUAGUAUUGAAAAAUGGCAAAUGGUUUCCAGUAUGACAAUUAAGAGAGUUAAUUUGGGUAUUGGAGUACUCAAUAAUCAUAUAUACGCGGUAGGAGGUCAUGAUGAAUCGUAUGAAUUGAAAUCCGCUGAAUAUUAUGAUCCCACACUUGACACAUGGACAAGAAUUGCUGAAAUGUCUGUAUGUCGAAAUGGUGUUGGUGUAGGAGUUUUGGACAGUGUAAUCUAUGCUAUUGGUGGUGAAAACGAAGCAGGAACUCUCAAAAGUGCAGAGACUUAUAAACCAAGUGACGGUGUAUGGACUUCUAUUGCUGAUAUGCAUGAGUGUCGAUCAUUUCCUGGAGUAGUUGCGUUUAAUGGUUUACUCAAGACGAUCGCAAGGAUUGGCUUGGAAGUGCAAAUCGAUUUCCACGGAAUGCCGGACACGACUGAUCUGGUUAACGAAACGUCGGAUUUUCCGGAAGAAUAUCGUGGGCUGUUGGAAUCUCCGAACAAAAUAAAAUCGAGUUUCAGGCUCCGAAAUGAAUAA